This is a messenger RNA of Phycomyces blakesleeanus NRRL 1555(-), 987 nucleotides long. RefSeq lists its product as hypothetical. Lineage: Eukaryota; Fungi; Mucoromycota; Mucoromycetes; Mucorales; Phycomycetaceae. Gene Ontology annotation, biological process: nucleotide metabolic process. Bases 1 to 987 code for a protein of 328 amino acids. The record is from RefSeq and is a predicted model, not a curated record. The transcript is spliced from 5 exons. Gene Ontology annotation, molecular function: ATP:ADP adenylyltransferase activity; ATP binding.
AUGACAGACUUCUCAACCUUGGUCCAACAAAAGUAUGACGCUGCACUGGCCUCAAAAGAUCUCCUGUUCUUUGAAGCCGAGACAGUAAAGAAAGACACGCGAGGAAUCAACUUUGAAAUCACAUGUGUUCCUUCUCUUGGACAAAAACCAAAAGCAAAGGAUAAUGAUGAUAGUAAAGAGGGAGAAAAGAAGGAAGAAAAGGUUGAUCCCUUUUUGUCUCCAAAUCCCAAUCUCUUGGUAGAGGAAAAAGACCAGCAUCUCAUCUUGCUCAACAAGUUUUGUGUUGUUCCUAACCAUAUUUUGGUAGUUACCAAAGAAUUCAGAAAGCAGACCGAGCCUCUGUUCCCUACCGAUUUGUAUGAGACAUGGGUAGCUUUGACUACAGCAUAUGGCAAGACACCCGCUGUUGCCUUUUACAAUUGUGGACCUAACUCUGGUGCAAGCCAAGCGCAUAAACACAUCCAAAUAAUGCCCUUGAGACACGAUGGACCCCAGCCUCCCCUUCUUUCUGCAUUUGAAGAAAUUAAGGAUCGCAAAGCAGGCCAGAUUUAUACAAUUGAUAAGAUACCCUUUAUUCACGUCAUUACUCCCCUGGACCGUCCUUUUAUUGACAGCAGCACAAGCAAGGAUGAAUUGGAAGAUUAUCUGGGCCAGAUGUUUUUUGGCCUUCUCGAUGGCAUGUUCCACCAGAUGCGUCAACACACUCAGCCCACAAAGACAUCCUACAACUUUGUCAUGACUGACCAGUUCAUGCUACUCGUCCCUAGAUCAAAGGAGUCUGCCAUACUAGAGCAUGAUGGCAAAGCCUUUGAGAUUUCGGUAAACUCACUUGGCUUUGCUGGUCUUUUGCUUUGUAAAUCAGACGACGAGAAAAAGGCUCUCGAAGCUCAUCCAGAUCUUUUGGAGUUUCUUGUUCAGUUAGGUAUGCCUUGGUCUAAUAUCGUCCAACCUGCUGAGCCUGCAGGAGAGGGUGGGUUGGCACAAUGA